Messenger RNA from Dissoconium aciculare CBS 342.82, 587 nucleotides. RefSeq lists its product as uncharacterized. Lineage: Eukaryota; Fungi; Ascomycota; Dothideomycetes; Mycosphaerellales; Dissoconiaceae. The transcript is spliced from 2 exons. The coding region runs from base 1 to 252 and encodes 83 amino acids. The record is from RefSeq and is a predicted model, not a curated record.
AUGAGAAUCACAAUUUUUCACCAGACAAGCACAUACGGCCACAGGCAGCUGAGAACAAGGGAUCCCGUCCGCUCUCCCAUAUUUAAGCAGCUGACCGCGAGAUUAGUACUACGCAUAUUGACAUCAGUUUCAGGUGUGCAUCUUCUGUCAUUGGUCCUGAAGGUAGUCGGCAUGAACGACAAGGCGCUUAUUGCGUUCCUCACAGACGAUGUACACAGAUUCAAGUUUUAUCCGCACGACGCUGAAUCUUAACCUGAGUAGCAGCAAUUAUUUGCAAUAUUCAACCAACUACGUUGCUUGUUCGAGCUUCAUUCAAUGUGACGCAGCCAUGUAUAGGAACGAGAAUUCGAGAGUUGUGGAAACAUGAGUUUAGCGUCAUUCGUGUACCAUCGACAAUCCAAGAUCCAACUCUGCAGGUGGAAAAAGGAAAUCUGUUGAUGGAUUUUCAGCCCUGUGGCAGACGUAUCGGUGCGUCUACGCCGAUCUGUGGCUCAAACGAGAUUCAUUAGGCACCUGGGCAUUCGACCUUAUGGAUCUUCGUGUUAAAUGUUGGUGGCAAUGGUGCAUAGCGUGGACAGGCAAGGGGU